AUGGGUGACCAAAGGGAAAAAUUUUUUAAGCACCCCAGAAGAAAAACAGCCUACGUUGCUUCACGUUAUUUGGAAAAAUCAAAUACUGUCCAUCGAUCUGUUUCGUCUGUAAGAGAAAAGUCGACCAAUGAACGGCAAAACAGUUCUAUUGUGAAGCGGCAAUCGUCUCCAAAAUUUGGAGUCAAUGCAUCGAAUGCUCAAUUAGUCAUUGAUGAUUCAGUUGCUUCUGCAAUUCACUCACAUGACAUGGAACAUGGUAGCGUCAUUGAACAUUCUUCUGAUGUUGAUUCAUUGUCUGAUAUAUCAUUAGCUGCAUAUACUGUUUGGAUAUUGUUUCAACGUUAUACAUCAUCUUACAUUGUGAAUAAAGUAGAAUGUGAUUAUGCUGAAAUUGUUGGUCUGUUAAAUCGCAUAAGAUCUACACGCGAAGAAAUUAUUCGCUUACGUAAAACAAAACAUGAUUGGGAAAACUGGUUUCAAUCAGUCAAAGAUUUACAUAAUGAGCACAAGAUACUUACAGAUUUAAUUAAAAUGUUGGGUAUAUCUGAAUGUAGUUCGAAAGAGAAUGAUAAUUUUUUAGACAGUAAAAAUUUUGAUCAAACAGAAUUAAUUCCUCAACUCGAACAAACUAUAUUACAAAAAUUUUCACCUAUAUUAAAUCGUUUAACUGUGAAAGAAAUAAACUUGGAUAAUUAUGAAAAUGUUUGUCACGAUUUACAACAACUUAGUGACAUAGCAUCUUUGUUUUCUAACAUCAGUGAAAAUGACAUUGACGUAUUCGAACAAUUGGCAGAUGAAGUGAAUAAUUUUGCUGAUCAUUUACAAAAUAGAAUUUAUCCUCAAAAUAUUGCACAAUAUGAACAGUUAAUGCAAUGUUUACAAACUUUUAUUUUAUAUACUUCACUGAAAUGUGAACAAAUUGAACGUAAAUGGCUUAAACAAAUACUUUUAUCAGAUUAA
Molecule: messenger RNA, 960 nt
Organism: Schistosoma mattheei
Lineage: Eukaryota; Metazoa; Platyhelminthes; Trematoda; Strigeidida; Schistosomatidae
Source: the annotation of a GenBank genome assembly